AUGACUGAGCUAAACCCUGCCUUCGUGCUCCGGUCCGUCCAAAACGUCUCGUUCGAGAACCGAGAGGUCCCGACACUCCGCGACGAGUACGACGUGCGAGUGCACGUCGAGCAGACGGGCAUCUGCGGCAGCGACGUGCACUACUGGCAGCGCGGCCGCAUCGGCGACUUCGUCCUCGAGUCCCCCAUCGUUCUCGGCCACGAGAGCGCCGGGACCGUCGUCGAGGUCGGCGACAAGGUGAAGAACGUAAAGGUCGGUGACCGGGUGGCGAUCGACCCGGGCGUGCCAUGCCGGCACUGCGAUUACUGCCGAGCGGGCGCGUACAACCUGUGCGCGGACACGGUCUUCGCGGCGACGCCGCCGUGGGACGGCACGCUGCAGAAGUACUACGUCGUCGCCGGCGACUACACGUACCUGAUCCCGGACCACAUGUCGGCGGAAGACGGCGCCCUGGUGGAGCCGGUGGCCGUCGCCGUCCAGAACUGCAAGGUCGCCGGGCUCAGGGGCGGCCAGACGGUGCUCGUCUUCGGGCCGUCGCCGGCGGAAGCCGAGGCCACGGCGGCGGCGCUCUCCGAGUCGGGCAACGGCGUGCCCGUCAAGGCGUACAGGUGCGACGUCCGCAAUAGCGGCGAGGUGGCGUCCGUCAUGGAGGCGGCGACGGAAGAGGUCGGCGGCAGGAGGCUCGACAUCGUGGUCGCCAACGCGGGCAUCGCGGACUACGCGCCGGCGCUCGAGUACGCCGAGGACAAGUUCCGGGACAUGCUGGACGUGAACUUCAACGGUGCUUUCUGGACAGCGCAGGCGGCGGCCAAGAUUUUCGAGCGACAGUUCAAGGCGGGCGGCGACGGAAGGGGCAGCAUCAUCUUCACGGCGUCGGUAUCGGCGAUUCUGGUCAACGUGCCGCAGAAGCAGGCGGCGUACAACGCCAGCAAGGCGGCGGUGGUGCACCUGGCCAAGUCGUUGUCGGUGGAGUGGGUUGACUGGGCAAGGGUGAACUGUGUCAGCCCGGGCUUCAUCGCGACUGAUAGUAAAUUCAGGCUCUGGCGGCCCUCGUUGACGAUGUACUAA
Messenger RNA from Colletotrichum graminicola M1.001, 1068 nucleotides. RefSeq names its product alcohol dehydrogenase GroES-like domain-containing protein. Lineage: Eukaryota; Fungi; Ascomycota; Sordariomycetes; Glomerellales; Glomerellaceae. Gene Ontology annotation, biological process: D-sorbitol catabolic process. Bases 1 to 1068 code for a protein of 355 amino acids. Gene Ontology annotation, molecular function: L-iditol 2-dehydrogenase (NAD+) activity; zinc ion binding. The record is from RefSeq and is a predicted model, not a curated record. The transcript has 5 exons.